AUGGCAUCGAUUUUCAAAGCAGGACAUACGGCCGUCAUCACGGGAGGCGCAUCCGGAAUUGGCCUCUCUCUUGCCAAAAAAUGCUUCAACUAUGGCAUGAAAGUGCUGGUCGCUGACUGGGACGAGGAGACUCUGGGCGCGGCCCCAAAGAAUGUCGGCGGGGACAUCGGCACAAUCAAAGUCGACGUCAGCAAGACAGAUGACUGGGCCAAACUGAAGAGCAAGGUCGACAAGGACUUCAACGGCCAAGUCAACCUGCUGGCCCUCAACGCAGCCAUCGGGCCCAAAUCGUCCUGGGACUCACCCGAUGCAUUCCGCCAGGUCAUCGACGUCAACCUGUUCGGCGUGAUCAACGGCAUCAGCACCUUCUUGCCCAGCGUCAAGUCCACAGCCUCCUCCGGCUCGCCCAGUGCCGUCGUGAUCACGGGCUCCAAGCAGGGAAUCACUAACCCUCCCGGGAACCCGGCCUACAAUGCCUCCAAGUCCGCGGUGAAGAGCAUUGCCGAGCACUUGUCCUUUGACCUGCGGGACGAGAAGAACCUUUCUGUGCACCUUCUGGUUCCGGGUUGGACGUUUACGGGUCUGAGUGGCAACCGGCCAGGAGCGGGCAAGGAAAAGCCAGACGGCGCGUGGUGGCCAGACCAGGUUGUUGACUUCCUGGAGAAGAAGAUAAGUGAGGGUCAAUUCUGGGUUCUCUGCCCGGAUGACCAGGUCACUGAGCAGCUUGAUCGCAAGAGGAUGCUCUGGGGAGCAUCAGACGCCAUUGAGGGCCGGCCGCCACUGACCAGGUGGCGGGAUGAGUGGAAAGCGAAGCACCAGGAAUGGGUGGAUAAGCAGACUUAA
This is a messenger RNA of Diaporthe amygdali, 843 nucleotides long. Its product is annotated as short-chain dehydrogenase/reductase SDR. The coding region runs from base 1 to 843 and encodes 280 amino acids. Gene Ontology annotation, molecular function: oxidoreductase activity, acting on NAD(P)H, oxygen as acceptor. Lineage: Eukaryota; Fungi; Ascomycota; Sordariomycetes; Diaporthales; Diaporthaceae. Gene Ontology annotation, cellular component: intracellular anatomical structure. The transcript is spliced from 2 exons. The record is from RefSeq and is a predicted model, not a curated record.